AUGGUCAAGACAAAGUCAACGACUUCCAUUGGAGGCAAGGAGUUGUGUUUCUUUAGUGCUCUAUACGUCAUCGACCCCUUGGCGAUUCUCGCGUCCAAGGCUGUUACAUUCAAAAUCGAGUACAAAGUUUUCUAUGAGGACGCGCAGGGCUCCAUCGAGCAGAAAACUCCCACGCACAUAUCCAGCGAGCUCAAGACCUCGACAGAAGCAUCAAACGUCAAUGCUACUACAAGCACAGAAACGAGAUUGCAACAGGACUGCUGUGCUCGGGACGUGAAGGCAGCGAAAUGUCUUCGCUUUAAGCACCUCAAGGCGCUGCACGUGCUCCAAGCUGCACAUGCCCGCAGCUUUAAGAAAAGCGAGAGUCGCAGAUGUGGUGUAGCGAUUUCCGAAUAA
Molecule: messenger RNA, 396 nt
Organism: Phytophthora nicotianae INRA-310
Lineage: Eukaryota; Oomycota; Peronosporomycetes; Peronosporales; Peronosporaceae
Exons: 3
Coding region: 1-396 (131 amino acids)
Source: RefSeq, a predicted model, not a curated record